Messenger RNA from Hyphopichia burtonii NRRL Y-1933, 2020 nucleotides. RefSeq names its product chromatin-binding protein (gene BDF1). Lineage: Eukaryota; Fungi; Ascomycota; Pichiomycetes; Serinales; Debaryomycetaceae. The transcript has a single exon. Gene Ontology annotation, cellular component: chromatin; nucleus. Gene Ontology annotation, biological process: chromatin remodeling; regulation of DNA-templated transcription. The record is from RefSeq and is a predicted model, not a curated record. Bases 111 to 2018 code for a protein of 635 amino acids.
UUUUUUUUUUUCGUUUUUGCCUCUUUCCUGCUUGUUUUUACAGUUUGCCCCUUCUUUUUUUGCAGGUUUGCAGUUUCUUCUCGCCAAGAUAGACCCGUACAUAUUAUCCUAUGGCUGAAGAAGUUAAUUCAGCGGCCACUCCCGCUGCUGCCGGUCCAGAAACUAAUACUCCAGUGCAAACGCCGUCUUCCGACAAUUUCUUUGAAAAAGGUGGAAAUCCAACUGAAGUAAACGAUGCUGCUCCGCAAAAUGAACCAGAAAAACCAUUGUCACCUCCUAACCCUUCUCCAAGUCCUGAAAAACAUAAACUAGAGGACGAUGAACAUGAACAAGAAGCUAAGAAACAAAAGACUGAGGAAGAUAUAAAACAUGAAGAUGAUGAACCAAAACAAGCUGCGGAUGCAUCGUUACCUCAAUUUAGUGAGCCAGCUCCAAAACCUCCAAUGGAACCAGAUAUGAAUAAUUUACCUUCAAAUCCAAUGCCAAAACAUCAAACCAAAUAUGCUCUUAAUACUAUCAAAGUUAUCAAACGCUUAAGAGAUGCCAAUCCUUUUUUACAACCGGUUGACACUGUCAAAUUGAAUAUUCCCUUUUAUUAUAAUUAUAUUCAAAGACCAAUGGAUUUAUCUACCAUUGAACGUAAGUUGAAUGCAAAUGCUUACGAAGAGCCAACUCAGGUUGUGGAUGAUUUUAAUUUAAUGGUUAAUAAUUGUCGCAAAUUUAAUGGUGAAGCAGCAUCUAUAUCUAAAAUGGCUCUUAAUAUUCAAGCCCAAUUUGAGAAACAUAUGUUAAACAUGCCUCCUAAAAUCUUACCAAAUAAUGGUGAGGGUUCAAAAUCAGCUGUUCCUCUCAAUUCAAGAAGAAGAGCUAUUGUUGUUGAUUCUGAAUCUAAAAAGGAAUCAGUUGCUGCUCAAAGACCAAAACGUACUAUUCAUCCUCCAAAAUCAAAAGAAUUACCUUAUGAUGUAAGACCUAGAAAAAAGAAAUUUGCUGCUGAAUUAAGAUAUUGUAAUCAAACCAUUAAAGAAUUAACAUCAAAGAAACAUUAUAAUUAUAACUUUCCAUUUUUAUCUCCAGUUGAUACAGUGGCCUUGAAUAUUCCUAAUUAUAAUGAAGUUAUUAAAACUCCAAUGGAUUUGGGUACUAUUCAAACUAAAUUAGCUAAUAAUCAAUAUGAAAACGGUGAUGAUUUUGAAAAAGAUGUCCGUUUGGUUUUCCAAAAUUGUUAUAGUUUCAAUCCUGAAGGUACUGAUGUUAAUAUGAUGGGUCAUCGUUUAGAAGCAGUUUUUAAUAAAAAAUGGGCUAACCGUCCAAUUCCUGCUCCAACUCCUCCUCAAAGUGAAGGAGAAUAUACUUCUGAUGAAGAUGAUGAACCGGAAAUUAGUGAAGAUAUGUUGAGUGAAGUUCCUGCAAUUAAAUUUAUGGAAAAUCAAAUCACUAGAAUGAAGAUUGAAUUAGACGAAUUGAAGAAACAACAUCUUAAUCAAUUAAAAGAACAAAGAGAUGCAAGACGUAAAAAAAGAAGAUCUAAGAAAUCUAAAAAGUCAAGAUCUUCAACUAAUUUAAGCAACGAAUUAAAUUCAAGUAAUAAUGAUGCCGUAAAUAAUCAACCAGUGGUUACUUAUGAAAUGAAAAAACAAGUUAGUGAAUCGGUUCCAACCUUAUCUGAUAAAAAAUUACAAUCCUUGAUCAAAAUUAUUAAAGAUGAUAUCGAUUUAAGUAAUGAAGACGAAGUUGAAUUAGAUAUGGAUCAAUUGGCCGAUGGCACAGUUUUGAAAUUAUAUAACUUCUUAUUCGGUAAGAAGGCGGCUUCUUCUGCAAUGAAGAAAAAGAAGAGAAAUUUGGAUAAUAUUGAUCAAUUAGAACAAUUGAAAUCUCAAUUAUUGUUAUUUGAAAAUGAUAAUGAUGGCGAUAACUCUUUGAAUAAUAAUGCUGCAAUCAAUAAUCUUAAUCUUCUCGCUAAUCAACAAGAAUCUUCCGAUGAUGAUAUUAGUUCAGAAUCCUCUGAAGAAGAAUAACC